This is a messenger RNA of Brachypodium distachyon (stiff brome), 1357 nucleotides long. Its product is annotated as protein CUP-SHAPED COTYLEDON 1. Lineage: Eukaryota; Viridiplantae; Streptophyta; Magnoliopsida; Poales; Poaceae. Gene Ontology annotation, biological process: regulation of DNA-templated transcription. The record is from RefSeq and is a predicted model, not a curated record. Bases 149 to 1057 code for a protein of 302 amino acids. Gene Ontology annotation, molecular function: DNA binding. The transcript has 3 exons.
AAUGAUAUAUAUACGGACGGUGUCUUCUUCUUCCAUGGAUCUUUUGUAGCACUGCCUGCUGAGCUGAGCUGAUCAGCUGCUGCUGCGUGCACACACUGUGCAGUCGGUAGCGAGUGCAAGGUCGUAGCUGCCGGAAUCGAAGCUUAAGAUGGAGGAGGGGCUUCCACCGGGGUUCCGUUUCCACCCGACCGACGAGGAGCUCAUCACCUAUUACCUCAGCCGCAAGGUCUCCGACUUCGCCUUCUCGACCCGCGCCAUUGCCGACGUCGACCUCAACAAGUGCGAGCCAUGGGACCUUCCAAGCAAAGCUAGCAUGGGCGAGAAAGAAUGGUACUUCUUCAGCAUGCGCGACCGGAAAUAUCCUACCGGGAUCCGCACGAACCGUGCCACGGAAUCCGGCUACUGGAAGACCACCGGCAAGGACAAGGAGAUCUUCCACUGCGGCAGGCUGGCCGGGAUGAAGAAAACACUGGUCUUCUAUGGGGGGAGAGCUCCCAAGGGCGAGAAGACCAGCUGGGUCAUGCACGAGUACAGGAUCCAGAAUAAGUUCCCGUACAAACCCAACAAGGAGGAAUGGGUGGUGUGCAGGGUGUUCAAGAAGAGCCAGAUAGUGAAGAUGAGGCACCCACAGGACAGCCCGGAGAUGGACUCCCCGUGCCACGACACCAACGUCUCCCUCGGCGAGCUUGGGGAGCUGGACGUCUCCUCCAUGCUCGGCAGCUUUGCCCCUGGCGCAGCGGCAGCGCACGCUUCCGGCGCCGAUAACUUCGGCCACAGGGUCGACAUGGGCGCGUACAUGAGCUGGCUGGCGGCAGCCGCCGCGAACCAGGGCGCCGCCGCCAUGCUCCCCUGGGCGCCGGGGCUGCUCGGCACCGUCUUCGCGGCAAACCCCGCGAUGCAGAAGGCGCUGCCGUUCGCCGGGUGCAGCCAGCCGCGAGACGUCGUCGGUGCCGGUGACGCCUUGUUCGGCACCGUGAUGCCGAAGGUGGACAUGGAAUGCGAGCAACACCACCAUUCGCAGCUGGAAAUAAACGAGUCGACAUGGAGAACCUUCUGAUCAACUCGUCCAUCGCCUAUAAUAACAAGGAAAAGUACUACGUAACGCAACUGUCAUAUAACAGGUAGUACAAAAUUGUGGUCAUCUAUGAUACAUUUUCUAGGCAAGUUAUUUCUAGGUUAAUUAAAAUGGGACAAUCCCAAGGACCGAAAGUCAAUUAUACAUAUUAAAUACACAGAAGUAUAUAUAUGUUCGUGGGUCUGUUGAUCUGUGUCUCUGUUUUCAAUAUAAGCUGUACCAAACCUUGUAUGCUCUGUGCUCUUUUUAUGAAAGGGGAGAAGGCAGUACCGUUUUCACAGA